AUGAUGCCCAGGCAUCAAGCAACCGCAUAUUCUAAUGGAUACCCUCGCAAGAGCGAUCCAUACUCUAAGAGCGACACAUACUCCAUAUCACCACAUAGGUUCCAACCAAGGACGUCACCGCCAGCGCUGCGCCGUCGAAGGCAGCUUCUCGUUCGUUUGACUCUCGUCUUAGUAUUCGCAUUAGUAGUUGGACUGUUUAUAUGGCCUGGUGCCGCGGUCCUUCCAGUAUUAUCCUUUGGCCUCAUAUCCUCAGGGGAGGACUUUCAACUCGAAACCGUUCGAUAUUACGAUCUUUCAAAUGUACAAGGGACGGCUAGAGGUUGGGAGAGAGAGGAGCGGAUCUUACUUUGUGCCCCCCUUCGUGAUGCCGAGCCCCAUUUGCCAAUGUUUUUCGCGCAUCUUCGUAAUUUUACAUACCCGCAUCAUCUUAUAGAUCUUGCAUUUUUGGUCUCUGAUUCCAAGGACAACACCCUAUCUUUGCUCUCGGAGCUUUUGGAGAAAUUACAAGCCGACGAGGACCCAAAACAACCAUAUGGUGAAAUAUCUAUCAUCGAAAAGGAUUUUGGUCAAAAGGUCAACCAGGAUGUAGAGAGUCGUCAUGGUUUUGCCGCACAAGCAAGCCGAAGAAAGUUGAUGGCACAAGCUAGAAAUUGGCUUUUAAGCGCUGCAUUACGUCCUUAUCACAGCUGGGUCUACUGGAGAGAUGUGGAUGUCGAGACUGCACCUUUCACAAUUCUAGAGGAUCUGAUGCGUCACAAUAAGGACGUCAUCGUACCUAAUGUUUGGAGACCAUUGCCCGAUUGGCUUGGAGGAGAGCAACCUUAUGAUUUGAAUUCAUGGCAAGAGUCCGAAACAGCCUUAGCCUUAGCUGAUACUCUUGACGAAGAUGCAGUUAUUGUGGAGGGAUAUGCGGAAUAUGCGACAUGGCGUCCCCAUCUUGCGUACUUGAGAGAUCCAUAUGGUGACCCUGAUAUGGAAAUGGAUAUCGAUGGUGUUGGAGGUGUUAGUAUUUUGGCCAAAGCCAAGGUUUUCAGAUCCGGUGUCCAUUUCCCUGCCUUCAGUUUUGAAAAGCAUGCCGAGACUGAGGGAUUCGGAAAGAUGGCAAAACGAAUGAAGUUCUCGGUAGUUGGAUUACCUCAUUAUACUAUUUGGCAUUUGUAUGAGCCAAGUGUGGAUGAUAUUCGUCACAUGGAGGAAAUGGAACAAGAGCGUAUUGCUCGCGAAAAUGAAGAAAAGGAAAAGGCAGAACGUAAUAAGAAGAUGAAGGAACAGUUUGAUGAUCCAACUCCACAAUGGGAGAAGGAUAAGAACGUCAUCGCAGAUGAAGCUCUCAAGGAGAAGAAGGAGAAGGAGAAAGCUGAAGUUAAAGCUAAGGAAGACGAUGGUGCUGCAAAAGCUCCAGACUCCGAGGCCGAAGAAAGUAAGCCAAAGGACAAAGUACAAUAA
Molecule: messenger RNA, 1446 nt
Organism: Botrytis sinoallii
Lineage: Eukaryota; Fungi; Ascomycota; Leotiomycetes; Helotiales; Sclerotiniaceae
Exons: 6
Coding region: 1-1446 (481 amino acids)
Biological process (GO): protein N-linked glycosylation; cell wall mannoprotein biosynthetic process
Cellular component (GO): mannan polymerase complex
Molecular function (GO): alpha-1,6-mannosyltransferase activity
Source: RefSeq, a predicted model, not a curated record